This is a messenger RNA of Plasmodium gonderi, 1017 nucleotides long. RefSeq names its product variable surface protein. Lineage: Eukaryota; Apicomplexa; Aconoidasida; Haemosporida; Plasmodiidae. The transcript has 3 exons. Bases 1 to 1017 code for a protein of 338 amino acids. The record is from RefSeq and is a predicted model, not a curated record.
AUGAUGGGUGACUCUAUAUUAGAUGAUGAUGAUGAUUUCGAUAUUAAUGGUAUAUUUCCCACAUGUACAGAUGGUUUCGACUGGGAUAUACAUUCACGAAGAUCUCAAUUGGCCGAUGACUUCACAAAUUUGUGUAGUAACUUUUAUAAUAAAGAAAUGCCAGGAAAUCUUUCCACCCCUUUUUCUCAAGUAUGUCGUGUUCUUGGUUUAUAUUUAAAUCAUAUAGAAGGAAAUGUAGAAGACACUAAAAAAAAAGAUUGGUGCAUAUUAUUCUAUUAUAAACUGAAAAAAGAUAUAAUAAAUAAAUAUCCACUAAAAGAAUGUAAUAACAGUAAAGAAUACUAUAGGAAAAUGACAGAAGUGAAUAAUGCAAAAUAUGGUACAAGAAUUUCUAGUAUAUGUAUGGAAUAUUUUGUCAAUAUUGAUCAAGACACAUCUAAAUUAUUGGAAUAUCUAUUUGAAAUAUAUAACUGUAUUAAUGUUUUUAAAACAUAUCAAAAAAGGACCACUGAGAAUAUGCAUAAAUUUAAAAGGUAUAUACAAAAAUUAGAAGAGCAUCAUUAUAAAAAUAAAAUUCAACUUAAGUCAGAACUCGAAAAAAUUAUUAACAAAUGUGAAUUCUAUAUAAAAGAAUGGAAUUCUGAUACACAUUUUGCAAAGCAUGCCUCAGAUCUCCUAACUUUUGAUAAUUGGAUAGAAACAAGAAAAAGGAAACUAGAGGAAUUAGGUAAAAUAACUUUGAUGAAUUCUGGGACAUAUAAUCUAACAAAUACAGAAAUGCAGCAUACAAAAGUAAUAGGUUCCCCAGCUUUAAUGAGUUAUGCGACAGAUGAUGUAACAAACACAGGAAUAAGUAUUGGAACGCAUACCCCUUAUUUUAUAUUUUUAAAACCAAGGGUAAAGAAAUUAAGAAAAAAGUUGAUUAAAAAUAACAAAAAUAAUCGGGAAAUUAUGUAUUCAUUUGAUGUUGAAAACAAAAAUUCAGUUGAUGAUAGGUAUAAAAUAGCAUAUAGUUAA